AUGCCAAAUCCACCAGACUCGGCCGAGGAACGGCUGCAUUUGUCAUCCCGAAUCAGAGGCGCUGCUGUCUCUGGCGCCAUCAUGGCGGGCCCACGAAUUGAUGUCGAUGAUCGAGACCGUCCGCUACAGUCCAUCGUCUCUGAGAGUGGAAAGGGUCUGGUUGCUCAGCUGCUAGACGUCCAGAGAGCCAUCGUCGACCAAUCAAAACCUCUUCAAUUCGUCAGGAAAUUAGAUGUCCUUUACUUCGAACCAGACAACAAACGCGGUGCAGAAAGCGAUGAUACUCGUUCUCCGGGGAAAUGGCGACGUUGGAAAGGAUUCAAUGCCGAGGAGAGGAGCGACUACAUCGCUGUGUCUUGGACAUGGAAUCCCGCGCAGGGUGAAGACCCGAGGUCCGGAGGCUUCCAGGUAGAGACAUCAUUGAAAGAUGACUUUCAACCGUCAGGAGUGCGCGACAAGGUCUUCGAAAGAAUUCGGCAUUACACAAAUGCCCAGCAAGAACAUCUGAAGUACGUGUGGAUAGACCAGCACUGCAUCGUCCAAGAAGAAGGGCCAGAAAAGACCCAAGGAAUGCAAGCGAUGGACCUGGUCUACGGACUGAGCGGCCACCCAAUCUCCCUUCUCGCAAGACUGAUCAAUUCCAAGGAGGACGUGCGUCUCUUGGCCGACAUCCUCGAAGGCGCUUUUACUACCCACAUAACGGGUUCUGCGGAGUUCAGGCUGAGUCCCCUGGCGGUAUCAUCGUCGCAGGUACUUCGGGAUGCUAUGGACCUUCUGGAAGCAAUCACAUCCGACUUGUGGUGGAGCAGGGCCUGGACCUUUCAGGAGAAGUAUCUCAGCGAAAGCAAGAUGAAGCUCCUGAUCCCCCACUCCCCGGAGCUUGAAAAGGAGAAGAGGCAUAAGAAGAAGGUCUUCGGCACAGCCGUUGGCGAGCUAUGCAUCAAGUCUAUCGACUUUCAUAGACAGGUGACUCAGCUUUGCCUAGCCUGUAAGAAAGAGAGGCCGGAUCUGGCCGCCAGUGCAGAUCGCAUUCUCGGAAAGGCCUCCAACUACGAGGUCUUGCUCAGAGAUACGGCCCCUGACGCACAGUACCUGACUCGAUGGUCCCAGUCGCCGAGGAUAAUCAAAGACAUUGAGCCACGUGAAAGCAAAUUUUGCUCCGACAGGCUGGCGAUCAUCGCCAACUGCUGCCAAUAUUCCACCAGGCUGGACGAUGUGAAAUUGCGGAGAGGCGAUCACAGUGUAAGCCUGGCCCUGCUGGCUUUGUACCUUCUCAACGGGGAGAUGAUGAAAAAUGAGCCUUUGGACAAAGAGCACAAACAAGAUUGCUUGCAGAAGACGGUCUCGAGCUUUAUCGAGGAUGAAUCCUUUGAUGGGUUUUGUCCGCCACACUCCAAGAAGCCGCUUCUCUUCAACAAAGGAUGUCGUUUCAACAACGUCGUGCUCACACCCCGAGGUAUGCUAACCAAGGGUCACCUGUGGAAACUUCAUCUUCGUUUCCAGGUUCCGCUUGAUCAAUUUCCAUCCAGGAAAGAUGACAGGAACCCACUGGCUAGACAAGACUAUGUACUUUGGCGGCUGAGCCAGCUUCAGCAUGUGCUGGAGUUACUUGGGUACACGCCAAUUGCAAAAGAACUUGCAAAAUUCAUCGACAAGAGCCUGCAUUUCGAUUACAAUGAGUCGUUUUCUCGAUGGUACAUGAGAACCAUGGCCAAAAUGGUGGUGGCCGCGAUGGAUGCUUAUAAGCCGCUCUGUCUUGGGGGGAUUCUGGAGGGUGACAGCGAUUUUUCUUACAAGGGCAUCUUCAUACUUGACGAUUGCGAAGAAUUCCCAGCGUAUAGCGAGUGGGACACUGACGAGGAUUGGUCGGCAGAAGAAGAAGAUGCUGUAGACCAGCUUGAAUCAGAAUUCGGCAGCGGCAGCAGCAGCAGCAGCGACAGCGACAGCGACAGAGAGAGUGAAUCCUCGUACGGGUUCACCAUCAACACACCCAAGCCUUGGACGGAUGAACCAAUAUAUGUCUUCACCUCAUCCAAACCCAAAGAAGAGGCAUCUCGAAAUUCGUACCCCAACGAUAUUGACAAACAUGUCUCUAUUGAGAUUGAAUCACAGGGAGCUCCAUUAGAGGAUGGCUAUCACCGUCCAAACUUGGUCACGAAGAGAUGGAUCAAUGGUCUGUGUUUCUUCCGCGGUCAUCCUCGACAAGAGGUUAUUUUCCCCUGGCAUCCCGCUUUGACAACCCAUCGCGGCGUCUAG
This is a messenger RNA of Colletotrichum gloeosporioides, 2256 nucleotides long. RefSeq lists its product as uncharacterized. Bases 1 to 2256 code for a protein of 751 amino acids. NCBI's taxonomy places the organism in Eukaryota, Fungi, Ascomycota, Sordariomycetes, Glomerellales, Glomerellaceae. The transcript has a single exon. The record is from RefSeq and is a predicted model, not a curated record.